UUCCAGGCGCUAGACCAGUCCACAAUAAGCAGGAAUUUCAAAAACAACACAAAGAGACACACAAAAUCUACAAAUAUGGAAAAACACUUUAGUUGAACCCUUUCCAGCUAAAGAAAGUGAUUUUUCCUAUGGCACUGCAAUGCGUUAUAAAACCCAAGAUGUGGCUGGGCAUCAAACAGAUCUUGCUCUACGUGGGCCUCAUCCUGUGCGUCGUCCUUCAAGUUUGCAGGAGCAAGACGCAGUCCCUUACCCUCUGCCCCAAAGUUUGCCACUGUGACUUUCAUCUCCAGCGAAAUAGAGCAAUUUGCAGUGCGAAGCGACUGAUAAGCCCCAAUAUAGAAAUGCCCAAGUCUGUGGAGCUUUUGGACUUGAGCUAUAAUGAUAUAACCAGCAUAGAGGAUGACUCGUUCCAAUCGAACAUCCACCUGCUCAAUUUAACGUUGGCCCACAAUUCCAUUCACACCUUGUAUGCGGACGCUUUUUCCGAGCUCCGUCGGCUCCGUCACUUGGACUUGUCCUACAACCGCUUGGAGCAGGUGGACGAGCACCUUCUGGAGUCCAAUACCCAGCUAGUCCAACUAAACCUGGAGGGAAACAAGCUGGCUAGCCUGGGGAGUGGACCUCUGCUAAGGAGCCCCUCCCUGCGCUCUCUGAAUCUGCGAAACUCGCAGGUCAGCCAGCUGGGCAAUGAGCUCCUCAGUGCAUUGCCACAACUGCGGCAGCUGGAUUUGGCUCAAAACAUGCUGCUGACCUUGAGUGCAACGGAUUUCCACGCCCCGCGGUAUUUGGCUUCGCUGAAUGUGGAAGAGAACCCCUUAAACUGCGACCGGGCACUCAUUAAGGUGGCCGCCAGUCUACGGCAGCGUGGGGUGGAGAUAUUUUUGAGUUCUUGUGAACAGAAGGAAGAGGUGGUUUCCAGUCAGUCGGAGGAUGUGGGAACCCUGUUCUCCCCGGUCCGAAAAUCGGAGCGCCUGCAACAGCACUCGGACUCCUCCUCCCCAGAACCUCAAUCCGUGGUGGCCAUCUGGCGGGAGCUGGACUCCAGCGAGGAGGACAGCAGUGAACAGGUCGACGGCGAAGCGGCGUCUUUGAACGACGUCUGCGAAGGAAGCCGAGAAAAGCUCUGCAUGAGGUACAAAACCUGCCUGGAGCGAGUUAGUCACGAGCUCCUUGCCGGAGGAGGUUCACAGUUCAACGACGAAAUUAUCCCUUCCCACACCUACGACGAGGACGACCUCAAGUUGGCCUUUGUGGUGGGAGGAGCCACAGGGGCUUGCAUGAUCAUAUUCAUUAUUACCUUUGCCCUCUGCCUCAAAAGCUGCUGUGAGAUGCGAAAGAAAAAAACUCGCCAGGAAGUGGUCGGCGAAGAUUCUGCUCCAUUGGACAUCUCACAGGAAAGCCUACCAACUAUUCACACCUGGACACCACAAAGAACACGCCAUCCGAGACGUUCCAACCCCCAGCGAACACGAAGCCAAAUUCCUUCGCGCACGCUGGUUCGGCAACCCUACGGACCACAGGACAACUUUGUGUCCCGGCUUUUUGGCCGCCCGGCUCGGAGCCAGUACGUCCGGACCAUCAAUCAAAAUACAGCCACCCUCAUCCGGCGCCUGAGCCGGAGCAACCUGUUCAGCAGUCGCGAUCGGGAGCCAAGUCGUCACCCCACGGCCCCGAAUACAACGGCCAGAGCGCCCAGGCCAGAGACUCCCCCUCCGAAUUACGGCGACGUUGUGGUCAUCGAGAAUUGUGAUAACAAGUGAUGGGAGAUGCCUCACGGGAUAAUACUAUUCCCACUAUUUAAUAAAUAAUCUUAGAUAUUGCUCUUCCCGUAUAUACCUCUUUUUUAAUAAACUCUGUAUUAGAAAUAA
Messenger RNA from Drosophila bipectinata, 1868 nucleotides. RefSeq lists its product as uncharacterized. Gene Ontology annotation, cellular component: plasma membrane. NCBI's taxonomy places the organism in Eukaryota, Metazoa, Arthropoda, Insecta, Diptera, Drosophilidae. The record is from RefSeq and is a predicted model, not a curated record. Gene Ontology annotation, molecular function: protein binding.